CAGUCCAUUGGGUGUAGAGCUACCUCACACUGCGACUCAAAUUUCAUCAGCUCUGAAUAUUAGAAGAUUCCUCCCCCGGCUUCCAAAUUAAACAGCAAUACAGGAAGUCAGUUCAAGCCGAGACAGUCGCACAAAGGAAUGACCAAGAACCAGCCGCCUUUUACAAAACUCGAACGGAAUUGACUGUGGGCAACCAACCUGCAUAACUCCCAUAAAGUUCCUCCUUCUCCUCCUGUAAUCAGACAGCUGUUCAUUGCUCCUGUACCGUACUGUGUGUCAGCAGCAGCUGGUUACUAAGGAAACGUCAUUCCAUACAUGUAUUCCACCAUGCUGCGGAUCCUGAUCUUAUGUGUCCUGCUCAGGGCUGCAGCCUCUUUGGAAACUGAGGGUUAUUCGGGAGACUUUUCAGAUGAUGAAGACCUUCAAGAAGUUUAUGUUAAAGAUGUGUUGAAAACCCAAAGGGAGCCUUCCACAGAUGCUCAGUCGAGCCCCAGUUCUUGGAUCAUCCCUGUUGCAGUCGCUGCAGGGCUGGCGGGCCUCACUGCCCUUGUUAUAGGCAUUUUGAUUGGGAAGCGAUGCCGCUCACGACCGCAAGGGGUCUAUACAGUUCCUGUGGAGCAAUCCAAAAAAGAGGCAGUCUGAUUGCAGCAGUGGACAGGAGGCCCAGUCUACUGGUGUGGGUGCAAACGCUGCGUGCGUUUCAGGACAAAGUGCCAGUCUUGGAAGCUGUCUUCAAAUUCCCUGCUUUUAACACAAGCAUGCCCUCACUGGCAAUAUACCAGUCCAGGGGCAAUGCUAUUGCAAUUACUCCAUUUCAAGAAAAACUGUUUAAAAAUAAGUAUGUUGUAAGAUUUGAUGCUGUUUAUAUACGGUGCGCCUCAUGAUUAAGUAAUUCUGUUGAUUUCACAGCUACAUCAUGUUGAGGGUGAAUGGCACAAAGUGCUGUGUGUGCACCCUUGAUUGAGUCUCUGUGUUGCGUGUGUUGUGUCAGAUUCGAACUGCAGCACUGUAUUCAUUUGCUUUUGGUAAAACGCGGUGUGGGGCUCACGUCUUGAACGUAAUGCAUUGCUGGAGAUGGGCUUUUAUUUCUUGGCUUCAGCCGUAUGGAGGUGGGGGGGCGCUCUAUUCAAAGAGCCGGUGGAGGGGAUGUGCAAUCAGCUUUGCUGUGUCCUUGAGGUGUCCAGUUAGAUAUUUAUAAUAGAAAGCACUAAGCCCUUGUGUUGCUGUGGUACAGCCACGCGACAUGUAUGUAUGUAUAUGGAAAAUAUGCCUCAUUAAAAAUUGAUCUUUACUGUUUAAUUAUUCUUAUGCAGUUCUAUUUUGUUAAAAAAAAGCUGAUUUUUACGCACCCGGUGGAGAUCCGCUUGUACCGUACAGCACCCAAUCCAAUGCGCUGUGUGUAUUUAGUGAUGUGAUGCAAGUAACUUGCCUCAUUUCCCCUUUGACAAUUAGCACUCUUAUAAUCGCCUUUUAUUUGAAUGGGAGUUUUGCAUUAUGCCACCUGGUGGCUACUUUAGUGUACUUCACUAAGAUUACUUUAUGAUUGUCGCAGAUUACUGUGCCUUUUGAAAUGACUAAGGUCUGUUUGUUAAUAAUGACUAAUUACUGUACUACACUCGUUUAGCUAAUAGAUUUGCAAUGUACGUGGGGUGGUUUUAUGUUAUAUACUGGAAAUGCUGUUGCUGCACUUACUUGCUCAGUUCUGUAACUUACCAAGAAAUUGGUUUUGUAUCAGCAAGAAAUCUUUUUUAAAUUGGUAAAUAAAAUAAUAAAGCCA
Polyodon spathula (Mississippi paddlefish) is the source of this 1777-nucleotide messenger RNA. RefSeq lists its product as uncharacterized. Lineage: Eukaryota; Metazoa; Chordata; Actinopteri; Acipenseriformes; Polyodontidae. The transcript has 9 exons. The record is from RefSeq and is a predicted model, not a curated record. The coding region runs from base 316 to 642 and encodes 108 amino acids.